Messenger RNA from Diversispora eburnea, 513 nucleotides. The record is from the annotation of a GenBank genome assembly. NCBI's taxonomy places the organism in Eukaryota, Fungi, Glomeromycota, Glomeromycetes, Diversisporales, Diversisporaceae.
AUGUCUGAACUGUCUGUACGAGAUGAAGAGAUUGAACAAUUGCGUCAAGAAAUUACUCUUAUACGCAACUCCAACGAACAAAGAUUUCAUGAAUAUAAUGUGGAAACUCGCCGGCUUAUAACGGAAGCUGAAAAUGAAAAGAAUAAAGCAAUAAGUGAAAGCAAAGCCGCCAAAGAAGCGCUAGAUAAGCUUCAUAUGGACUUAGCUUUCUUGGAGAAAAGUUUACAAGAAGAAAAGGAAGAUCGACUAAAACUUCUUAGUCUAACACACGAGAAAAUUUUACCAAAGGAUAAUGAAGAUCAAAUAAAGAUUUUGCACUCACAAUAUCAAAAACAUAUGUCAGAACUGCAAAAUGAAUUACAAAUUGUGAAAAUGAAUGAAAAUCAAUUAAAGGAUCAAUUAUCCAUAAUAACCACUGAAAAAGAAUCUUUGCGAGAUCAACUCAAUUCAACGGAAAAAGAUUUAAAGCAAUGGCAAAAUUUAACUAAAUCAACAUCAGAAUCAAAGGUUUGA